ACUAUAUUUGUUUCAUGCUGUCAGCAAGAGAAGUUGAAAACAACAGUAUACACAUACAUAUAACAAAGUCGAAGAAAAAACACUUUUCGUUUGAAAAAAUACGUCAAAAUCAAAGCAACGAUCAAUAAAAUCGGCAUAUUGAAUUCCUUCAGACGUACCUAAUUCCACAUAUCGUAUUUUAUCACAUAAAAAAUCUAUUGAAUUAUUUCCAUAGUAGUGAAGCGGUAAAAGCAGCAAAAUUUCGUAGAAACAAACGCAAAAAUUUGACGUGCGCUUUGCGCGAGUGCAGUGAAUGUGAGUGGAGAGCAGAGAUUCAGAGAUUGGCAAAUAAAAACCCGGAAAAGUGAAAAAUUUCAGUGCAACAAAAGUUUUUGUAAAGAGUAGGUGGACGGAGCAAGCGGUUGAUCGUAAACAAAAACAGUAUAUUGCAUAGUUAGUGCAGCGGCCGGUGUACGCAAACGUGUUGCAUUGAUAAAUAUUGCCAUCUCUGUUGCUCAAUAGCGUUGGAGUGGCCAAAACACUUUGCUAGCCAACAAGAGUACAGCAGUGUAACGCGGAUCAAUUCGUUUUGUUUUGAUAGUUCGUUGAACGGCGGUUACGUAGGUGCAAAAGAGAUAUCACGUGUGCUUUGGGCGCAUACUUUGACAGCGAAGAAGUGUAAACGUACAAGGUAGAAAAGAAAUUCGCCUUAACUGGGACGGACAUCUUUCGCUUAGACCAUUUUGAAAAAAUAAAACAUGGCUGGAAGAGCUGGUUUUGAUCACGCUAGAAACUAUGGCGAUCGUCCGGGAAAGCAAUUGCCAACGGAACCUCCAUUUAUUGCGUACGUCGGAAACUUGCCACAAGGGCUAGUACAAGGAGAUGUUAUAAAAAUAUUUCAAGAUUUUGAGGUAAAAAAUGUACGUUUGGUUAAAGACCGGGAAACGGACCAAUUCAAAGGUUUUUGCUAUGUUGAAUUCGAAACUUUGGAGAAUUUGGAACGCGCCUUGGAAUGCGAUGGACGAAUCAAAUUGGACGACUUAUCCGCGCCGCUUAGGAUCGAUAUAGCUGAUCGCAGGAAAAACGAACGAGGAGGUGCUGGUGGUGGUGGUGGUUUUAACAAACGGGGCCCGCCAAGACAAGGUGGCUCUUCAGGAGGUGGUGCCGGAGGCGGUAAUCAUCAAUUUAAUCGUGGAGGAGGCGGUGGUGCCGGUGGUGGUAAUCGCGGCGAUAGUAGAGGUUCGUACAAUGAUAAUUAUGGUCACAACGAUAGAAAUCGCGGCGGAGGCGGCGGCAGCGGUGGUGGUGGUGGCAUGAAUAGAGGAUACAAUGAUCGUCCAGCGAAUAGGGGCCGGUACGGAAAUUUCAACAAUGAUGAUCGCUUCGAGCGAAAUCAUGACCGUAAUCAACGUGAAGGAAGUUUCGGCGCUCAAAGUAGGGAUGGAGGAAACGAUCGCUACAAUAAUUUCAGUAGGAAUAGAGGAGAACGUGAUCGCGAGCGCUCCAACUUCAAUCCUACUCAUAAUGAUAGACCCGCACCGGCAGCUGCCCCGUUAGGCAGUAUAGAUGAUAGCGAGAGGCCACGGCUAAAUCUAAAGCCACGGACCAUACAAGCGCCAAUCAAUGCAUUGGCAGAGACUAAACAGUCGGCCGCGAUCUUUGGCAAUGCCAAACCUCGUGAAGAAAAGUUAAAAGAGUUGCAACAAAAUGAUACUAAGGAGCAUGACGAAGAGGUAGAUGACUAAAGAGCCAGUAGAAGAGAAUUGUUUUUUUCAUAUAAAUGCAAAUAGAAAGAAAGAAAAUAUAAAGCAGCAAACCGAAAGGCCAACAGACGAAGAAUUAAACUACAAUAUAAAUUGCUAAGAUUAGCGUAAAAAACAUUAUAUGAUAAAAACGAUACAAACAGCGACAACAGCAAACGUAAAAAUCCAAAAUAGAACAUUUAAUUUUUUCUUAAGUGACAUUUUUUUGCGGAAAUGGAAGUGAAAAUAAAAAGGAAAAAGUAUAUUUGAUAACAAGCAGACAAGGAGAAAAACCGUGCGAAUUGAAAAUAAAAACAAAAAAACAUUUGAACAAAAAGUAAUUGUGCAAAAGGAGAAAAACUCUCAAAUAAAUAAUUAAAAUAAAUUUACUAAAAAAUAAGUUGAACUAAUGCGUUAAUGGAAGGAUUCGGCAGCGACUGAGAGCAAAAGCCAAGUUGAUUUCAGAAGAGCGGGUACACGGCAAAGCAAACGGGCGCGAGUGAGUUUAUAAAAAGACUUGUAUUGCAAAUAGCUAGCAGGCCUAGUAAAGUCUGGUGGAUUUGAUAAUAGAGAAAUUGAAGUGGCGCGUGGUUCGUGGCGACAGCGGAUAUAACUGAACAUAAAUAACUUGUGACGGCCAAGCGAAUGACGGCGUUGAUUUAAAAACGAAAUUACAUGGAAUUAAAAACUAGAUAUUUUAAAAUAAAAAGGCGUAAUGCUACAAAAACUGAUUAAUUUAAAACUCAAUACAAAGCAAGCUGCAAAAUAUAAAAGCCUAUUUUAAGAAUAUAUUUAAAAUAAACGUACUAAUACUUAUACUUAUAUAUUAUAGAACUGUAGGCUACCGCAGACAACUAAAAGCGAAUGAAAGAAGGAGCAAAAGCAAUACGAAGGAAAUAUUUGCGUAAAUUUAUAAAACUAAAAUUACGAGGUAGUAAGAGCAGUAAAAAAUAAAUAUAAACCUCUUCCCUCCUCAGAUUAGACAAAAAGGCAAAGUAAUAAUAAAGCGCUACACAUAUUAAAUAAUAAACACAAGCAUACAUAACAGGAAAUUACAUUAAUUGAAAUACCAUGAUAUAAAACUUUCAACAAAGGUACUUGCAAGAGGGCGACACAUUUUAUAUAUACAUAUAUAUAUAUAUGCAAAAACUACACAUAUAAUUGGUACUAAGCGUUAAUAAUAAUACAAAGAAACAGAGUACUCGAGAAAAUUUGUCCAAAACAAGCGAUUUAUCGCAAGGUGUGAAAAGUUGAUUGCAAGUGGAAACUAUAACUUUUCUCAAGAACAAAGUGAAGAAAAGAUUGAAUAAGAAAAACGUUUUUAUAAGUUAUAGCUUGCUAGUUUCAGCUUACCUCUUCGAAAAUCAUAUUUUCCACAUGGUAAUAUACAUUGAGAUUUUUGAGCUACCAAAGUAUAAACACGUUUGCCAAUAAAUAUUUCAUAA
This is a messenger RNA of Zeugodacus cucurbitae (melon fly), 3166 nucleotides long. RefSeq names its product eukaryotic translation initiation factor 4H (gene eIF4H1). Gene Ontology annotation, molecular function: RNA binding. Lineage: Eukaryota; Metazoa; Arthropoda; Insecta; Diptera; Tephritidae. The coding region runs from base 738 to 1724 and encodes 328 amino acids. The transcript is spliced from 6 exons. The record is from RefSeq and is a predicted model, not a curated record.